This is a messenger RNA of Pseudozyma flocculosa PF-1, 3438 nucleotides long. RefSeq lists its product as uncharacterized. Gene Ontology annotation, molecular function: sequence-specific DNA binding; DNA-binding transcription factor activity. Gene Ontology annotation, biological process: phosphorelay signal transduction system; regulation of DNA-templated transcription. Bases 1 to 3438 code for a protein of 1145 amino acids. NCBI's taxonomy places the organism in Eukaryota, Fungi, Basidiomycota, Ustilaginomycetes, Ustilaginales, Ustilaginaceae. The transcript has 2 exons. The record is from RefSeq and is a predicted model, not a curated record.
AUGCCAGCCCAUCAGCAGUCGUGGCAGCAGCAGCAGCAGCAGCAGCAGCAGCAGCAGCAGCAGCAGCAGCAGCAGCACCAUGCCGCUGCGCCACAGCCACCUUACCCAAACCAUCCCGCGUCAGCCAACGGCAGCGCAAACAACGCCUCAUUCCCACAGCACGGCAGCCAUCUCCACCCGAAUGGCGCACAGAUGGACCCUUACCGCCACGGCCAGGCAGGCUACCAGGUCCCCGCCGCUUACCACCACCAGCACUCCGCACCCAUCUCGCCAGGACGCACACCCGGUCCGCUUCCGCAAAACGCCCCGCACUGGCAGUCGCAGCCUACAACCGACCUAGACCCUCGCCUCGCACGUCAGGCUCCAUCCGGAUAUGCAUCCUACGAUGCCACUAGUGCCUACCCUGUCCACCCUCAGCACCAGCACCAGCACCAGCACCAGCACCAGCACCAGCACCAGCACCAGCAUCAGCACCAUUCCGCCAACCCCAGAGCGCCGCCACAGCAGCACCAGCCCUCUUACGUCUCAACCGACUCCUCCAGCUUUGGACCCCAAGCUGCCGCCGCUGCCCAGCAUCAGCGUCCGAUCGACCCCUACAUCGGCGCCCACCCCGGCUGGUCCUCGACCGCGCCCCCUCCCUCGGUCCUCCAGAGCUCCGCUGCAUCCAGCGCGCAGUCAAGGGCGCAGGGCGACAUUGCACAGCGCGGAUCGGCCUCGAGCAGCAUCGGCGGCGGCGGCGGCGGUAAUGGCCUUGCAUCUAGCUCACGGGGCUACUCGGCCAAACUCGAGGACCUCGACGAGUAUGACGAUGACGACUUGGGCGGCAAAGGCCGAGACGGCGACGGCGGCGGUGGAGCGGCGGGCGCCGGCCCCGUCCAGAAGGGCACCAGCGACUUUGUCAAGAAGCUCUUUGGCAUGCUCAGCGACCCGGCCUACGAAAACGUCGUCACGUGGAACCCGUCGGGCGAGAGCUUCGUCGUCAAGGACAUGAACGACUUCACCAAGCACGUUUUGCCGCGCAACUUCCGCCACUCGAACUUUGCCAGCUUCGUGCGCCAGCUCAACAAGUACGACUUCCACAAGAUCAAGAACCCAGAGGACCCCGGCUCCAACGUUGGCGAGCACAUGUGGGAGUUCCAGCACCCGGACUUUAUUCGCGGCCGCGACGACCUGCUCGAGAAUGUGCGGCGCAAGAUCCCCGCAAAGAAAAAAGGCGGCGCCAAGGUCGCCAGCGUUCCCACAGACGGCGCCAUCGACGGCCGCGACGAAAGCCCGACGCUGCCGCCGCCGGGCGAGGCGGCAGAGAGCGCGGCCGAAUCCUACUCGGAGCUCAAAGCGCAGGUGGCCAACCUGACGGCGGUCCAGGACCAGCUGAGCAGCCACAUCAACGGCCUCACCAAGCAGUACCAGGGCAUCAUUGGCGAGAUGCUCACCUACCAGAAGAACAUGGUGCAGCAGGACCAGCUCAUGCAGAGCCUCAUUCAGUAUCUGAUGAACGUCGAGGCCGACAAGCGCAGCGAGGCUAACAUGCUCGCCAACGGUGGAGGCGGCGGCGGCAGUAGUGGCGGCGCUAUCGGCGAUGGCGGAGCCUUUGUGCCUUCGGACGAGGCCAACCGGCUGAUCGGCAACUACGAGGACGUCACACAGGCCUCGUUUGCCACCAUGAGCGAGAUCUCGCAGCGCAUGGCCAGCAUCCGGCCGGGCCUCGUCGGCGGCGCAUCAUCGGCCUCGGGGCCGGCGCAGGCGCGUGGGCGGGCCGAUGUUCGUCACCCUGCGGUGUCGGCCUCGACGUCGGCACCACUCUCGCCAAAGAGUGUCAGCUCGCCCCGGGAUAGCUCGGGACGGCCUACCAGUACAUCGACAUCAUCGUCGGCGGGCAGCGAUGCCAAGGGCAAGGGGACGGCCCGCGAUGUGGCCAGCGGCGGCGCCGACAACGACAAUGUCACCUCGCUGCACCCUCCCCACCAGCAUCUCGAGUCGGACGGCACCACGGCUCAGCUGCUCGAGUCGGCCGCAGGCUCGCUAAGCCAUCCGGACCUGGCCCAGUUCGAGCGCGCCGGCCUGCGCGUGUUCACCGUCGGCACGCUGCAGCCGAGGGAGGGCAACGAGGACUACCUCGCCAACAAUGCGGCUGAUGCGACGGCUGGGUCUCGUGGGGCCAAGUCGGCGCAGAGCAGCUUUGCCGAGGCGGUGGGUGCCGCCUUCCGGAAGCAGGCCUCGCCCAACGGCUCGUCGUCGGCGGGCAGCGCCAACGACUAUGGCCUGCGCGUGCCGCAGCUCGAGGACCUGCCGCGCAACAUGCCACGCAUCGACGGCCGGUCCAACUCGAUCUCGGGCUCGCCGAACCCUUACGGCCCUGCCGCCACCGCUGCCGGCGGGAACGGCGGCAGGGCGAGCGAUGCCAAAGAUGGGAGUGUCACGCCCUCUGACGAAGGCGGCAGCAGCAGUGGUAGUGGCGGCGGCGGCGGCGGCGGCAACUACCUGCGCGUGCGGCGGUCGACGUUCGUACCCGGCUGGGCGAUUCCGCCGCGAGUGCUGCUGGUCGACGACGACGCCGUGUGCCGCAAGCUCAGCUCCAAGUUCCUGCAGGUGUUUGGCUGCAGCAUCGACUACGCCGUCGAUGGCAUGUCGGCGGUCAACAAGAUGAAUCUGGAAAAGUACGACCUGGUCCUGAUGGACAUUGUCAUGCCCAACCUCGACGGCGUGUCGGCCACGUCGCUCAUCCGCCAGUUUGACCCGCGCACGCCCAUCAUCUCGAUGACGUCCAACUCGGGGCCGAGCGAGCUGAUGCAGUACAUGGCCAACGGCAUGAACGACAUCUUGCCCAAGCCGUUUACCAAGGAGGGCCUGCUCAAUAUGCUCGAGAAACAUCUGAUCCACCUCAAGACGGUGCAGAAGAUGGAAGAGAUCCCGCGCUCGCUCGGGCUGGGCCCCGUGACCGAGUCGGCGCUGCAAAACGCGCUGCAGGCCUCGACGCUGCACCGCCUGUCCAACGCCGGGCAAGGGCCGUCGUCGUCGUCGUCGUCCGGUGGCGGGCAGUCGCUCUUCACGUCGUCGGCCGGGCCAGGCGACGGCAACAGCGGGCAGGGUCAGGGGCAGGGGCAGGGGCAAGGGCAGGGGCAAGGGCAGGACGGCUCGACCCUCAACCCCCUGGCCGGGAUGGGCUUCUCGGACGAGGAGUACAUUGCGAUGCUGCAGAACCUGAUCGCGGCAGGCAGCUUUUCAGACGCCUCGGGCAACCUGACCAAUCCGGUGUCGUCACUGGUCGGCACGCAGCCGGGCGAAGGCAUAGGGCCCAGGAGCAAGGAGGGCACGCCGUCGAUGGCCACGGGCGGGCUUAAGCGGCAGGCCAGCGAGGGCGAGGAGAGGAAUGGCGGCGGCGGUGGCGGUGGCGGCAGCGGCGACGCCAAGAGGGGCAGGUUCACCGAGAUCCAUUGA